GCUCGACGAUGCUGGCUCGAUCACUCCUGGGCGCCCUUGCGUGCGCAACAGCGGCCUGCUGGGCUACUCAGCUGCCCCUCGGGAGCACCUACCGAGAGGGCGCAGUUGCGUUUGAUGCUUCGCCGCGCAUCGAGCUGCCGCUCGCAUCGUCGUCGUCGUCGUCGUCGUCGUCGAAUGUUGUCGAGAAGAUGCUUGCGUCUCACCACGAAGAGAGGCGCGGUGGACACGUUGUGCUCACGCACUCGGACUUUCCCGAAGUGAGCGUGAGGAUCAAGCAGGUGGGCAAGAAGACGCGGCAGGUGAGCGACAUGCUGUCGCCGCUCCACACGCACAACUCGACCGACGACGAGGCCUUCUGCGACCCCACCGUGGCGUCCUACACGGGCUAUAUCGACCUCAUCGACGGCAAGUCGCUCUUCUUUUACUUUUUCGAGUCGCGGUCCAACCCUGCCAAGGACCCCGUCAUGAUGUGGACCAACGGCGGACCCGGUGCCUCGUCUGCGAUGGGCCUCUUCCAGGAGCUGGGUCCCUGCCGCGUGCCAUUUACCAACGGCACGCAGCGCGAAGGCCCCCCGAUCAACGGCACCGAGUGGUUCCGCUACAGCUGGAAUACCAACGCCAACGUCUUCUUCAUCGACCAGCCCGUUGGCGUCGGCUUCUCCUACACGCGCUACGGCGUCCACACCAGCGACACUGACCAGGGCGCACGCGACGUCUAUGCUUUCCUACGCCUCUUCUUUGCCGCCUUUGACAAGUUCCAGAGCAACGAAUUUAUCCUGUCGGGCGAGAGCUACGCGGGCCGCUACCUGCCCCGGUACGCGUCCGAGAUCGUCGACCGCAACAAAGCGAUCAAGCGCGCGGCCGACAAGAGCGGCCGCAAGAUUAAAAAGGGCGAGCUCAUCAACCUUACGCGCAUGGCCAUUGGCAACGGCCUCUCGGACAUUGCCAAGCAGAUCCCGAUGUACUAUGACUUUUCCUGCACCCACCGCUCGGGCGUGCACCCGCAGCUGUCGAUUGAGACGUGCAAGCGCCUCAAGACGAUCAAGGGACGGUGCCUGCGCGAGCUCAACGACGCCUGUCGCCAGUCGUUUGACUUUGACAGGUGUGCCCUGCAUGCGCAGGCGUGCGACGAGGAGUUCAGCAGCGCCUACAUGAGCACGGGCCGCAACCCGUACAAUGUCGAAGACGGCUGUCCGACGGGCGUGGAAAACGACCUCUGCUACCCAAUCACAAAGGACAUUGCCCGCUACCUCGACCGGUCCGACGUGCGCGAGAUCCUGGGCGUGCCGCCGGUGGGCGAGUUCAAGCACUUCAACGUCGAGAAUUUCAAGGUCAGCGAGCGCUUUGGGCGCACGGGCGACAUUCUCGUCAGCAGCGCAGACUACGUCGAGCAGGUCCUCGAGCGCGGCAUCGAGGUGAUGAUCUACGUGGGCAAGCUCGACUGGAUCUGCAACCACGUCGGCAACCUCAACUGGGUCAAGGACCUCGACUGGACCCACGGCGACGAGUUUCACGCAAAGAAGGCCUACCGCUGGCUUGUCGAUGGCAAGGAAGUCGGCGAGGCAAAGGCUGGCGGCCGGCUCCAGUGGGCCACCGUCGAAGGCGCCGGACACAUGGUACCAUACGACCAGCCCAAAGUGGCUUAUGAGCUGCUCAAGCGCUGGCUUGCCCGCCAGGACCUUUGAUCGCGCCCGCCAUCAUGCUCACCGGUAACUGCGUGGAAAGACAAGAGCAUGUAAUGUUGCUGCAAGUUAAUUUUACAGUGGUAUCAUCAUCAUCUCGCG
Molecule: messenger RNA, 1784 nt
Organism: Acaromyces ingoldii
Lineage: Eukaryota; Fungi; Basidiomycota; Exobasidiomycetes; Exobasidiales; Cryptobasidiaceae
Product: alpha/beta-hydrolase
Exons: 2
Coding region: 9-1685 (558 amino acids)
Biological process (GO): proteolysis
Cellular component (GO): fungal-type vacuole
Molecular function (GO): serine-type carboxypeptidase activity
Source: RefSeq, a predicted model, not a curated record